AUGCCUCCCUAUUUUCCUCUCGAUCGCCAACCACUCACGGCACCAAUUUUUACUGCUCUUGCUCAGCCCGCUCACCGCAGUCCGACGCCCGUUAGUUCUUACACAUCACUCGACCACGCGCUGGGUCCCGCAGGCGCUCGUGAGAGUAACCAUCCUCUACACGAACCACCACCUCCCGCGGGCCACCUCCCGCCAAACCAUAUGGCCUCCGACGGUCGAUACGUUUAUUCUGCCCCCCAGGAGGUCGCUGCCUCGCCCUACGGCUAUGCGCCUUAUCCGGCGCCUCCGUACGAUCCCGCCCAUUACGCCCAGAGCAUGCCGCGCCAGCCCAUCCGCUCGGCCUCAACUCAGGCCCACUCCCCACAUCCGCCGCCCCAGCCGUACAGCGCGUCGCAGCAGUCAUACCCUCCUCAACCGCCAUAUGGGCCGCCGCCUUACGCAGUAGCCCCACACCCUACGGGCCCGUGGAGUCACGAGGCUUGGGCACAUUAUCCACAUCCAUAUCCUGCUCCCCAUCCGCCCCAGCCGCCAGAUCAAAACCCUUCUUAUCCUCCAAAUGGCGCGAGGGCUGAUGCGCCUCCCGUCGAUCAUCGCGCAUAUCAGGCAGGACCUUCGCGGCCCGAGCCCCAUCGCACAGAUGAGCGACCGUCGCGUCCGGUGGAAGCGGCGCCUCAAUCUAAAGUACGUAAAACUAAGGAGAACGAGCCGCCCGCUCCGGCACCUCCGCGCUCGCCUCCUCUAGGGCUCGAUCUUACAAAGUUAAUGGAACAGUACCGCGUUGUUUUGGACUCCUCAGCGACGCUACUCAAUGAUAACUCUUCGCGGACAUCGAUACCUCUCGAGGCUGCCGAGGCUAUGAUGCAGGCCGCCCGAUUUGGUUUCCAGGCACUAGAGUCGGCCAGUAAACGCGUGACGCAGGCCGAUAUCUCGCGCUCACCCAGUGAACGCACACCAGAAGAAGCCGACUCUGCUGCGCCAAAGCCGCGACCGCAACCGUCUGAGGCACAGCCCAAUCCUGAGGGACAGACUUGCCUAGGAUGUCAUGCAACCUCUACACCUGAGUGGCGACGAGGACCAAUGGGUCCGCGCACUCUCUGUAACGCCUGUGGGCUCGUGUAUGCAAAACUCAUCAAGAAAAGAAACCGUGACCCUGCUCGCGCGCGAAGUUCGUACCUCGGCGGGAAUUCGGGCAGCCAAGGAGGCAACGAUGAUUCUGCUCCAGCCUCCAGCGGCGAAGGCGGCAGCGAUGACGAGGGCUCGCUUGUCUCACAAGACCGACGGAGCGAGGGUGGUUUCCACGGUGGACGAAAUUGA
Molecule: messenger RNA, 1314 nt
Organism: Laetiporus sulphureus 93-53
Lineage: Eukaryota; Fungi; Basidiomycota; Agaricomycetes; Polyporales; Laetiporaceae
Exons: 5
Coding region: 1-1314 (437 amino acids)
Biological process (GO): regulation of DNA-templated transcription
Molecular function (GO): zinc ion binding; sequence-specific DNA binding
Source: RefSeq, a predicted model, not a curated record